GUCGAUUCCGCGGUGGAGGUGACCUGACUUCCUUGCAGCUCGUUUUGCUGGUGCAGGAAUUGUCCGCGCAGUUUUCAAUCAUGUCCGAACCAAUUAGAGUCCUUGUGACUGGAGCAGCUGGUCAAAUUGCUUAUUCACUGUUGUACAGUAUUGGAAAUGGAUCUGUCUUUGGUAAAGACCAGCCUAUCAUUCUUGUGCUGCUGGAUAUCACUCCCAUGAUGAGUGUUCUCAAUGGUGUCCUAAUGGAACUGCAAGACUGUGCCCUUCCCCUCCUGAAAGAUGUCAUUGCAACUGAUGAAGAAGAGGUUGCCUUCAAAGACCUGGAUGUUGCUGUUCUUGUGGGCUCCAUGCCAAGAAGGGAAGGCAUGGAGAGGAAAGAUUUACUGAGAGCAAAUGUGAAAAUCUUCAAAAGCCAGGGUGCAGCCUUGGAGAAAUAUGCUAAGAAGUCAGUUAAGGUCAUCGUUGUGGGAAACCCAGCAAAUACCAAUUGCCUGACUGCCGCUAAGUCAGCUCCAUCCAUCCCCAAGGAGAACUUCAGUUGCUUAACUCGUUUGGAUCACAAUCGAGCUAAAUCUCAAAUUGCUCUUAAACUUGGUGUAACUGCUGAUGAUGUAAAGAAUGUCAUUAUCUGGGGAAACCAUUCCUCAACUCAGUAUCCAGAUGUCAAUCAUGCUAAGGUGAAAUUGCAAGGAAAGGAAGUUGGUGUUUAUGAAGCUCUGAAAAAUGACAGUUGGCUCAAGGGAGAAUUUAUUACGACUGUGCAACAGCGUGGUGCUGCUGUCAUCAAGGCUCGGAAACUGUCCAGUGCAAUGUCUGCUGCAAAAGCCAUCUCUGACCACAUCAGAGACAUCUGGUUUGGAACCCCAGAGGGAGAAUUUGUGUCCAUGGGUGUUAUCUCGGAUGGCAACUCCUAUGGUAUUCCUGAUGAUCUGCUCUACUCAUUCCCUGUUGUAAUCAAGAAUAAGACCUGGAAAUUUGUUGAAGGUCUCCCUAUUAAUGAUUUCUCACGUGAGAAGAUGGAUCUUACUGCAAAGGAACUGACAGAAGAAAAAGAAGCUGCUUUUGAAUUUCUUUCCUCCGCAUGACUAGACAAUCAUUUUGAUUUCAUUAAAUGCCCCAAAACUGAGGAAUCUAAAUGUCGUCUUUGACUUUAGUACCAAAUAAUAAUGAUGUUAUAGUUAUACUUAAAUUACUUGUGAAAAACACCACAUUGUAAACAUUAUGUGCUUCUUGGUACAGAUUUGUGAAGGUCUCAUCAUGCUAUUAAUGCUGCAUUCUAAAUAAAAAUAUAUAUGCAAGUGAAA
This is a messenger RNA of Ictidomys tridecemlineatus (thirteen-lined ground squirrel), 1304 nucleotides long. RefSeq names its product malate dehydrogenase 1 (gene Mdh1). Lineage: Eukaryota; Metazoa; Chordata; Mammalia; Rodentia; Sciuridae. Gene Ontology annotation, molecular function: L-malate dehydrogenase (NAD+) activity. The record is from RefSeq and is a predicted model, not a curated record. Gene Ontology annotation, biological process: malate metabolic process.